CCGGCGCCGGUCCGGCCCAGGGAAACCUGGCAGGAGGAGAGCGGGCGAGCAGGAGGCCCUGGGCUGGUGCCCGGGCACCGGAUCUGCAGGUCCUCUCGGCGUGCGGACGGCGGGGCCGCGGUGCUCUCUCCUCUCGGGCCGUGGACAGAGGCUGGGAUCCCGUCCGGGGAGGGGGAAGCCCGGAUACGGGGGUGGGACACAUGGGCACUUUCUCCUCCGCCUCCAAACGGUCUCCCUGCAUCAGCAGCCCCGGCCUCGCAGAGACUAAAGUGACAAACCUCUGAGACAAGUGCGGGUCACGUGGGGCCUCAGCUGUCGAACCCUCUGUGCUGCCCGACAUGUGCGCUGGUCCCGCCCCCUCCGGGCAUUUAAACCACAGCUGCCACCGGCCCGGCUCCCCGCCACCGGCCCGGCUCUCUGGCUCUCCCGGCCCGGCUCCCCGGCUCUCCCUACCCCAAACACCAGGCCUGAGCCCCCACCUCCCGCCAGCGCCCUCCUCCCGGCCAUGGGCACGCUCGUGGCCAAGCUGCUGCUGCCCACCCUCAGCAGCCUGGCCUUCCUGCCCGCCGUCAGCAUCGCCGCCAAGAGGCGCUUCCACAUGGAGGCCAUGGUCUACCUCUUCACCACGUUCUUCGAGGCGCUCCACCACGCCUGCCAGGGGCCCGGCCUGUCCAUCCUCUGCUUCAUGCGGCUGGACCUCCUGGAGCACUUCAGCGUCUACGGGACGGCGCUCAGCAUGUGGGUGUCGCUGAUGGCCCUGGCCGACUUCGACGAGCCCAAGCGGUCAACGUUGGUGAUGUUCGGGGUCCUGACCAUCGCCGUCCGCAUCUACCAGGACCGCGGGGGCUACGGUGUGUACUCCGGCCCCAUCGGCACCGCCGUCCUCAUCAUCGCGGUGAAGUGGCUGCGGCAGAUGAAGGAGAAGAGGGGGCUGUACCCCGACAGGAGCGUCUACGCCCAGCAGGUGGGCCCCGGGCUCUGCUUCGGGGCCCUGGCCCUGAUGCUGCGCUUCUUCUUCGAGGACUGGGACUACACCUACGUGCACAGCUUCUACCACUGCGCGCUGGCCAUGUCCUUCACCCUGCUGCUGCCCAAGCUCAACAAGAAGGCGGGGAGCCCGGGGCCGCCCGCCAAGCUGGACUGCUCCACGCUGUGCUGCGCCUGCAUCUGACCUCGGCCUCCGCCCUGGCUCCCAGCCCCCGCCCGGCCUCCCGCCUGGCGCCUCCUGCUGUCCCUCCCAGCCCAAGGGUCCAGGAGCGACUCUGUCCUCAGGUUCGAGGGCCCCAGAAACUGGGGAGCCUCUGUGCCAAGCGCCUCCAGAGAACCCACUUCCUGAGUUCCUGCUGGGGCGGCCUCAGGGCCCAUCGGGAUCAUGCGAUCACGCCUGCAGCGCCCGGGGCGUGUGUCCUCCCACCGCCCUUCCCGCUCACCGAUUGCGGGCCCCGCCCCACCCCACACCCUGCUCCUUGUCCCCUGGCCCGGGCAGGCCCACCUCGGAGGCCGGGGCCUGGGGGGCCAGCCCCCCCAGUGGGGUCUCCUAUCAAGUUGUUCUGAUGACAAUCACCAAUAACAAGCACCUCCGUGUGUUGA
Pipistrellus kuhlii (Kuhl's pipistrelle) is the source of this 1590-nucleotide messenger RNA. RefSeq names its product myomaker, myoblast fusion factor (gene MYMK). Gene Ontology annotation, cellular component: plasma membrane. NCBI's taxonomy places the organism in Eukaryota, Metazoa, Chordata, Mammalia, Chiroptera, Vespertilionidae. The transcript is spliced from 5 exons. The coding region runs from base 506 to 1171 and encodes 221 amino acids. The record is from RefSeq and is a predicted model, not a curated record.